CAGAAGCAAAGUAGUUGAACACCACUGCCACCAUACCCCAAACUGAACGCCACAGAGAUCCAGCAAUUUCACUAUUGAAAUCUUGUAUGAACCUCCAUGUAUCUUCAUCAUACAAGUCAAUAAAUUUUUUUUGACUUGUAACGCGUUUUAUACAAUUCCAAUUACAAAGUCAUUAGUUCCUUCCACUUAAGUCAGUCUUGUCAUCUCUCUCUCUCUCUCUCUCUCUCUUGAUUUUUACACUGAAGAGACGUAUAUAUAUCUAUAUACACAUAAAAACACACAUAUAAACAUCUGCAUAUAGAGAGUUUUAGAGAUAGACCAGAGUUGGUCAUUGUCAUGGACGUGCAUCAGGAAAAGAAAGAAGACGAGGGGAAGGUAGUAAUGGAGCAAACAGAGGAGUCACUUAAUACAGAAUCUGAAUUAGAAGGAGACGAGGAAGCAAAGAAAGUUAUGGAAUAUAGUAAUGAAAUCAAUGAGGAGGAGCAGAAUAAAGUUCGUCUCAUGAGAGCCUUUGUUGAAAGUCAAGACCCCUCUUCUAAGGAAGUAGACGACUUGAUGAUCAGAAGGUUUCUCCGCGCUCGUGAUUUAGACAUAGAGAAGGCGUCCUCUAUGUUCCUAAAAUACAUAAAAUGGAAACAAACAUUCGUUCCAGAUGGUUCCAUUUCUGCGGCUCAGAUUUCUAAUGAAAUUGCACAGAACAAGAUGUUUAUGCAAGGAUUGGAUAAAAGCGGACGCCCCAUAACAGUUGUAUUUGGUGGUAGACAUUUCCACAAAAAAGGAGGUCUCGAUGAGUUUAAGCGUUUUGUAGUCUUUGCUCUUGACAAAUUAUGUUCAAGCAUGCCAAGGGGACAAGAGAAAUUUGUUGUCAUAGGAGAUCUAGAAGGAUGGGGAUACUCGAACAGUGACAUUCGUGCAUACCUUGGAGCUCUAUCCAUUUUGCAGGACUACUACCCGGAAAGACUUGGAAAGUUGUUUAUUGUCCAUGUGCCCUACAUAUUCAUGACAGUAUGGAAGGUUGUCUAUCCAUUUAUUGACAACAAAACCAAGAAGAAGAUCAUAUUUGUGGAAAAUAAGAAGUUGAAAUCUACCCUACUUGAAGACAUUGAUGAGAGCCAAAUACCAGAGAUUUAUGGAGGCAAACUGCAAUUGGUUCCAAUACAAGAUAACUAACCAGUUCACUCACCAGUAUAAGUAUUUAUAUAUUUUUCCUCUUUCUGUCAUCGGUUUAUGGAUUAACUUUGUCGGUAAAGAACUGCUCAUGCACUAGCAAUGACAAGUUAUAUAUAUAUAUAUAUAUAUAUAUAUAUAUAUAGAGAGAGAGAGAGAGAGAGAGAGAGAGAGAGAGAGAGAACCUGAAAAUCAUGAGCUCCUUGAAACAGAACGAGCUGCAGCGCAGUUAGCUAUCUAUUUGUAUGGACAGAGACUGCAUCAAUAAGUGUAGCAGGCCAAAAUGCCUUUCUUUUAUUUGUGUUUAUGUUUGGAAAACCAAUCAUUGAUGAUAUGCAUCCUUAGUAGAAAUGAAUUCUUCAUCCUUAGCCAAAA
Messenger RNA from Cornus florida, 1542 nucleotides. RefSeq lists its product as uncharacterized. The record is from RefSeq and is a predicted model, not a curated record. Lineage: Eukaryota; Viridiplantae; Streptophyta; Magnoliopsida; Cornales; Cornaceae. The coding region runs from base 337 to 1170 and encodes 277 amino acids. The transcript has 6 exons.